This is a messenger RNA of Monopterus albus (swamp eel), 5489 nucleotides long. RefSeq names its product sperm antigen with calponin homology and coiled-coil domains 1-like a (gene specc1la). The record is from RefSeq and is a predicted model, not a curated record. The transcript is spliced from 16 exons. Bases 309 to 3650 code for a protein of 1113 amino acids. Gene Ontology annotation, molecular function: protein binding. NCBI's taxonomy places the organism in Eukaryota, Metazoa, Chordata, Actinopteri, Synbranchiformes, Synbranchidae.
UUUGGACCAGCUCCUGGAGUAAUCUGGAAACAACAUUUAAAUGAGCCAGUGGGUAUUUCGCCAAUACGAAAGUAGUGGAUUGCCCCCCGCACGGGGGUGAUGCAACCACAGGAGGGGGCAGAGCAUCAUCUAACAGAAAGGAGCUGACAUACGAAACCGAUGCUGCCUGCUGCCGUCUGAAGUUGUAGGAUUAGCAAAGUUAGUGACCGCAAAUGGACGACAACCGGAUCGUUAUUAAUCUAACCAAGACGAAAAAUUAGGAGACCCUCAGGUCGCAUUGUAAAUGUAUCGGUCUCAGCCCGCUCAGUAUGAAGAAGUCGGUCCGGCCAGCGGUGAGUAAAGUGAGCGGAGAUCGAGGAAAAUCCGAGGCCACGGUCAAUGCUGGCACCGGAAAGCCUUCAGCCAAGAGCACCUCUGCGCCUCUGUCUAAGGUGAAAAGCAAUGAUGAUCUUUUAGCAGCUAUGGCUGGAGGGAAUCCUCCAUUGAAUAGUACUGUCACCAAGACAAAGAGGACUGCUUCCGUUGGGACUAGCGCUAACAACCUGGAUAGCAAGCCAAAGACAACAUCAGGUACAGCAUCCAAGCGAACGACAUCCUCGACUUCCAAAGAGCCAAAUUCAUCACGAGACCGUCUUCGGACAUCCAGGACAUCAGCUGCUAAGAAGCAGUCGGUAGGGACUGUAGCAGGGGAUGUGGCCUCAGUGAAGCGCUCUCGCAGCCAAAUCCUGACAGAAUCUGAGGGCCGUAUGAGCAAAUCUAAAUCAGAUGGCCAGAUCAGUGAUAAGGUGGCUCUGGAGGCCAAAGUAAAAGACCUGCUUGGUUUGGCUAAGAGCAAAGAUGUGGAGAUCCUACACUUGCGCAGUGAGCUGAGGGACAUGCGGGCCCAGCUUGGCAUGGGAGGGAAGGAAGUGCCCCUGCAGGAAGAAGCUGGGGAGGAAGAGAAGCCCCAGGUUUCAGCCAUCACAGCAGCUGAUGUAGAGUCCACACUCAUUCUCCUACAAGAGCAGAACCAGGCCAUCAGAGAAGAGCUGAACCUGCUAAAAAGUGAGAACCGCAUGCUGAAAGACCGGCUCAAUGCACUGGGCUUCUCUCUGGAGCAGAGGCUGGAUGGCACUGACAAACUGUUCAACUACGCCUCCCUAAGCCCAGACCUAGCUGCAGGCAGUGGGCAGAGUGAUGGUGGUGGCACAGGUACACUAACCUCCUCAGUGGAAGGCUCUGUCCCUGGCUCUUUAGAAGAUCUGCUCACCGGACAGCAGCACGGGGGCUCGGCAGACAACCUUGAUAGUGAAUCCAGUGAGGUCUACCAGGCUGUCACCUCCAGUGAUGACGCUCUGGACGCCCCUUCUGGAGCAUCCUCCUCAUCUGAAUCCGAGUGCGCUCCCAGUAGGGAGCGCUCACGGAGGGGCAGCAGUGGCAAUGCUAGUGAGGUGUCUGUGGCCUGUCUGACGGAGCGUAUCCACCAGAUGGAAGAGAACCAGCACAGCACUGCUGAGGAGCUCCAGGCCACACUACAGGAGCUGGCUGACCUGCAGCAAAUCACCCAGGAGCUAAACGGAGAGAAUGAGCGUCUUGGUGAGGAGAAGGUGAUCCUCAUGGACUCCCUGUGCCAGCAGAGCGACAAGCUGGAGCUCUAUGGUCGCCAGAUUGAAUACCUACGCUCUCUCUUGGACGAGCAUCAUAUAUCGUAUGUGCUUGAGGAGGACAUCAAGAGUGGCCGCUACAUGGAGCUGGAGCAGCGCUAUGCAGAUCUGGCAGAUAAUGCACGCUUUGAGAGGGAGCAGCUACUUGGGGUUCAGCAACACCUGUCCAACACACUAAAGAUGGCCGAACAGGACAACGCUGAGGCCCAGGAGAUGAUCGGAGCACUGAAGGAGAGGAACCACCAGAUGGAGCGCAUCAUGGAAUCAGAGAGGCAGGAUCGAGCUGCCAUGGCAGCUGCGCUUGAGGAGUACAAGGCAGCAGUGAGCAAUGACCAGGCAGAGCUCAGCCGAUGCAGAGCCCAGUUGGACCAGGAAAGGCAGAAAGUGGCCGAGCUGUACUCUCUUCACACUGCGGAAGACAAAGAUGACAUUUGCCAGCUGCUGGAAGGUGUACGGCUGGGAAAAGAGGAGGCUGAGGCCAAGGCUGCGAAGAUGCAGGAGGAGCUGGAAGAAGCCCACAGUGAGCUCAGCCGGCUGCAGGAGACACUUAGUAAGCUGGACAGGGAAUACAGAGACUUUCAGGAGCAGGUGCAGCAGCAGAUGGCCGAACAGGAGCGCACACUGGAGAAGCAGCGUGUGGACCUGCAGGAAAAAGAGACGGAGAUCGCAGACAUGAAGGAAACCAUUUUUGAGCUGGAGGAUGAGGUCGAACAGCACCGAGCUCUUAAACUCCAUGACAACCUCAUCAUCACUGACCUUGAGAACUCUGUGAAGAAGCUGCAGGACCAGAAGCAUGACAUGGAGAGGGAGAUUAAGAUUCUUCACCGCAGACUCAGGGAGGAGUCAAUGGAGUGGCGUCAGUUCCAGGCUGAUCUGCAGACAGCUGUCGUCAUUGCCAAUGACAUCAAGUCAGAAGCACAGGAGGAGAUUGGAGACCUGCGACGCCGACUGCAGGAAGCCCAGGAGAAGAACGAGAAGCUGAGCAAGGAGUUAGAUGAGGUCAAGAGCCGCAAGCAGGAGGAGGAGAGAGGCCGAGUGUAUAACUACAUGAAUGCAGUGGAGAGAGACCUGGCUGCUCUCAGGCAGGGAAUGGGUCUCAGCCGGCGAUCUUCAACCUCCUCAGAGCCCUCGCCCACUGUCAAAACUCUCAUCAAGAGCUUUGACAGUGCCUCACAAGGCCCACCUCCCAACGGUGCCCCUGUGGCUCCAACAGCCUCAACUGCCCAGCUACAGCGCACCCCCCUCAGCCCCAGCCCCAUGAAGACACCUCCAGCAGCUGCUGUUUCACCCAUACAGAGACACUCCAUUACCGGGUCUAUGUCAGCAGCCAAGCCACUCUCCUCACUGAGCGAUAAGAGGCCCAGCUACACAGACAUCGCCAUGCCAGCUGAGCACCUUCUCAGGGGAACCUCGACUAGCCGGCCUCCGUCUGUCCUCCAGAGAGUUACCAACAUGGAUUCGUCCAAGGCAAUCUCAGUGUCCCGCAGGAGCAGUGAGGAAAUGAAGAGGGACAUGUCUGCUCCAGAUGGGGCCUCUUCAACCUCCCUGAUGGCCAUGAGUGCAGCCUCCUCUCCACUCUCCCUGUCCUCCUCCUCUCCCACCGCCUCCAUCACCCCCACUACACGCAGCCGCCUAAGAGAAGAGAGAAAGGACCCACUGUCAGCUCUGGCCAGAGAGUAUGGGGGCUCCAAGAGAAAUGCUUUGCUGAAGUGGUGCCAGAAGAAGACUGAAGGCUACCAGAACAUCGAUAUCACAAACUUCAGCAGCAGCUGGAAUGAUGGCCUGGCCUUCUGUGCUGUGCUGCACACCUACCUGCCUGCACACAUCCCCUACCAGGAGCUCACCAGCCAGGAGAAGAGGAGAAACUUCACAUUAGCUUUCCAGGCUGCAGAGAGUGUGGGCAUCAAGUGUACUUUGGACAUAAAUGAGAUGGUGCACACGGAGAGGCCGGACUGGCAAAGUGUCAUGUCUUAUGUCACAGCCAUCUACAAGUACUUUGAGACCUGAUGUCACCGUCUCACUCACGCUGCUCCUGCAGCACAAUCAGAGCCACACCAACACUCCUGAGCUCUCAACAACAUUUCAGCACCACAGUCAACUGUUAGACCUCACUGCCCCCCCCUCCACAGCACAGCAGCAGACAGUCACACUGCAUGUUGGCUCUCAGUACUUGGGAACACUACAGACCAGAGCCUCACAGGACACACUCCUGCCCCCAUCCUUCCACUGCACAGCGUAGGAGACGCUUUGUGUAGAGUUGAUGCUCAAGCGCUUCACUGUAUGUUUACUAUACACUAGUAUAGCAUGAGAAGUGACUCUAGUGAACACACAGUGGACCAAGUGUGAAGUGACCAGCAAUGAAAUCCUGGCAAUCAUCUUUUCCUUCAGUUCCCAUCUGAAGAAGCAGUAUGGAAAGGAAACCUAGUCUCAGUGCCUUCUACCUGGCUUUUCCUUGCAAAUAUCUCUUCACUCUUAACCAAGUUUCCAAUCUCUUAAAGGGCAAUUCUGGCAAAUCUGACUUUAAGUGUGCUACUUUACAAGAGGAGACUUUUUCAUAAAAAGUCCAUGUUUGAAAGGACUGAAGACCGACAGCAUUUUUUGCACCAAAGCUUCCAGACAUUACAGUAUGACGCAUGAGCCUCUGUUUCAGCAGAUAAAGUGCCUGUGUGAGUUUGGAUGUAGGCUACCAGGAGAAGAACUCUCUGAAUGGGCCGAUCCUCCAGAGUGACAGUGUGGAUGUGCCUUUUCACUGCAGUUUUUGAAGCUGAAGAUUGGAGGAGCUGUUUCCAAACAUGUUCCGGAGCCUUUUUGCUUGCUGACUUUCUGGCUUGUUUGUUAUCGGGACAGACUGAUGCUGCACACAGCAGCAUCUGAUUGUGUGGGAAUGUUUCAAGCACAGACAUAUGCUAUGUUCAACAACACUACUACAGCUUUGUUAUGCAGCACUAACACAUUCUUAUGAAAACUUAUCACUAACAGAUUCACAAAGGUGGAUUAAUAUUUAUUAGCUGUGGAUGGAGUUCUGAACGCUGAUCUGUGAGUAUUUGCGUUUGAUGCAUACAGUGCAGUGCAUCCCAUCAGUUCAUCAUAACCAACAUAGGAGUGAGUUGCUUAUAUUUUCUGGUAAAAUGUUUUUGAUUGACAAUUUCUGUUUAGAUCAGAGAGCCUUAACCUUUUAUCGCCUGAGAGGUCUCAUGAGAAAAAUAGCCUCUGACCCAGCGCUGUCAUGUUGGGAAAGGUGUGCUCUAGUUUCAGUACAUGGUCUCGUUACAGGAAUAGCUCUGUUAAUUCCUGUCUUUAUGCUAAGCUAAAGUGAGCUGCUGCUGGUUCUAGAUUCAUACCAUACAGACAUGAACGUGGUAUUGGUCUUCUAAUUUAACUCUGCAAGAAAGCAAAUUAGUAUAUUUACAAAAAACUAUUUGUUCAGCAAACGUUACGUUAAAUUUCUUUAGUUACACAAAGUUACAAAAUAUGCACACAUCAGUGAAGAAUUCAUUCUGCCGUUGACUUGCGUUGUGUGUUAAUACUGAUGCUAUGUUAGACAAUAGUUUUUGAACUUUUGUCCUGUUUCAGCCAGCAGCAUUACUGCACUGCUGUUUGACUGCUGUGUAUUCAUUGUGCCUCAAAAUGCCAAGUUCACUGUAUUUAUUUGCAUGGUUUGUGGAAACUGAAAGGAGGCCCUUGUUUUAUGUGUCUGGAGUGCAUAUGACUUUAUUACACAUACAUUAAGUAGCUGCACUAGGAUAAUCUUUUUGUAUUCCACACUAAUUGCCUGACGUUUAGCUGGACCUGUGGUUAUAAUUCCCCACAGGUCACCUGUCACAGUGUAGAAAUAGUUUCUAAAAU